Dipodomys ordii (Ord's kangaroo rat) is the source of this 1359-nucleotide messenger RNA. RefSeq names its product anti-Mullerian hormone receptor, type II (gene Amhr2). Gene Ontology annotation, molecular function: transforming growth factor beta receptor activity; ATP binding. The record is from RefSeq and is a predicted model, not a curated record. Gene Ontology annotation, biological process: BMP signaling pathway; cellular response to growth factor stimulus; protein phosphorylation. Lineage: Eukaryota; Metazoa; Chordata; Mammalia; Rodentia; Heteromyidae. The coding region runs from base 1 to 1359 and encodes 452 amino acids. The transcript has 10 exons. Gene Ontology annotation, cellular component: signaling receptor complex; plasma membrane.
AUGUUGGGAACACUGGGGCUUUGGGCCUUGCUUCCUGCAGCUGCACAAGCACCUCCAAACAGGCGGACCUGUGUAUUCUUUGAAGCCCCUGGAGUGCAAGGAAGUGCAAAAAUGCUGGGGGAACUGCUAGAUGAAGGACCAGGGCCCCCCAGGGGUAUCCGCUGCCUCUUUAGCCACUGCUGCUUUGGAAUCUGGAACCUGACCCAAGGCCGGGCACAGGUGGAGAUGCAAGGAUGCCAAGAUAGUGAUGAGGCAGGCUGUGUGUCCUUCCAUUGUGACCCCAGCCCCCGUGCCCAGCCUAGCUCUGGUUCCACUCUCUUCACCUGCUCCUGUGGCACUGAUUUCUGCAAUGCCAACUACAGUCAUCUGCCUCUUCCAGAGAGCCUGGGGGCUGCUGGCCCUGAGGGGCCCCAGGCUGUACCAGGUGAGUCCAUUUGGAUAGCACUGGUGCUGCUGGCGCUGUUCCUCUUGCUGACACUGGGCAGCAUUAUUCUUGUGCUGCUACAGCGAAAAGCCUGCAGAGCGCACGGGAGGCCAGUGCCAGAGCCAGAUUCAGACAGAGACUGGAAUGAGCAGUUGCCAGAGCUGCGGGAGCUGUGCUUUUCCCAGGUAAUCCGGGAAGGAGGUCAUUCAGUGGUGUGGGCUGGGAAGCUCCAAGGUGAAUUGGUAGCCAUCAAGGCCUUCCCCCCAAGGGCUAUGGCCCAGUUCCAAGCUGAGAAAACGGUGUACGAGCUACCAGGUCUCCGACAUGACCACAUUGUGCGCUUCAUCACUGCUGGCCAGGGAGGUCCUGGCUCCCUGUCCUCUGGGCCAUUGCUGGUACUGGAACUGUACCCCAAGGGCUCCUUGUGUCACUACUUGACCCAGCACACAAGUGACUGGGGAAGCUCCCUGCGGAUGGCACGAUCCCUGGCUCAGGGCUUGGCAUUUCUCCAUGAAGAGCGCUGGCAAAAUGGACAGUAUAAACCUGCCAUUGCUCACCGAGAUCUGAGCAGUCAAAAUGUGCUUAUUCGGGACGAUAGGUCAUGUGUCAUUGGAGAUCUGGGCCUUGCCUUGAUGCUCCCUGGCCUCACUCAGCCUCCUGCCUGGGUCCCUACUCAGCCCCGAGGCCCAGCUGCCAUCAUGGAGGCUGGCACCCAGAGGUACAUGGCACCAGAACUCUUGGACAAGACUCUAGACCUACAGGAUUGGGGCACAGCCCUCCGGCAAGCAGAUGUUUACUCUCUGGCUCUGCUUCUGUGGGAGAUUUUGAGCCGCUGCCCAGAUUUGAGGCCUGCAGACCACCACCCUUCCAACUGGCAUAUGAAGCAGAACUGGGCAGUACCCCUGGAACUUGUGAACUCUGGGCCUUGGCAGUAG